Molecule: messenger RNA, 2354 nt
Organism: Sander lucioperca (pikeperch)
Lineage: Eukaryota; Metazoa; Chordata; Actinopteri; Perciformes; Percidae
Gene: acot7
Product: acyl-CoA thioesterase 7
Exons: 10
Coding region: 337-1371 (344 amino acids)
Biological process (GO): palmitic acid biosynthetic process; acyl-CoA metabolic process
Cellular component (GO): nucleoplasm; cytosol; extracellular exosome
Molecular function (GO): long-chain fatty acyl-CoA binding
Source: RefSeq, a predicted model, not a curated record
AUGGUUUCGAUUACCGUUGCACAAUCUUGUCUUUCCCAUUUAGCUCUUUGAAAGACACCGGCUGCGUAGAAGCUAAACGGCUAUCGUUUGGUUUACGUCAUCUCUAAAUCCACAAAAGAGUUACAUUGUACAAAACGCCCUCUUUGCAUAGUACUUUACAGAUAAGCCUUUUCUCAAAGAGACCAGACAGAGCAGCUGACGGACACCAGGGGAGUCUGAUUUCCUUUCACACCCCACAGGAAUCGCGCUGCAACACGGGACCAACACACGCGGGACCUCCUCCUCCUCCUCCUCCUCAUCAUCCUCAGCAGCAACAGCAGCAGCAGCAGCAGCAGCAUGUCGGUACCGCAGGCGCUCGAGGCAGCAUCCCCCCUCCAAAUAUGCAGGCUCAUGCGGCCAGACGAUGCCAACAUUGUGGGCAAUGUCCAUGGCGGCAUGAUCCUCAAGAUGAUCGAGGAAGCUGGAUGCAUCAUUGGCACGCGACACUGCAACACACAGAACGGGGACCGUUGUUUGGCAGCUCUGGUUCGUGUGGAGAAGACAGAGUUCCUGUUCCCCAUGUUCAUUGGCGAGGUCGCCCAUGUAACCGCUGAGAUCACUUACACCUCUAAGCACUCACUGGAGGUGCAGGUCAAAGUCAUUGCUGAGAACCUCCUCACAGGUGCCAAAAAGCUGGCCAACAAGGCAGCGCUGUGGUACGUCCCCUGCUCUCUGGCGAAUGUCGAAAAGAUCAUGGAUGUUCCACCCAUCAAGUAUGCCACUGCAGAAGAAGAGGAGCAGGGCAGAAAGCGCUACGAGGCUCAGAAGCUGGAGAGGCUGGAAACCAAAGCGAGGAUUGAUGAAGUGGUGCCACUUCCACCCAACCCAGAUGAUUCACCAAAAGAACAAUACACAGUUGGUUUCAGCCAGUCCAGCCUGAUCCAUUUGGUGGCCCCUUCUGACUGCACACUACACAACAACGUUCAUGGUGGUGUGACCAUGAAGCUGAUGGAUGAGGUUGCCGGCAUUGUUGCUUUUCGACACUGCAACACCAACAUUGUCACUGCCUCUGUGGAAGCCAUCAACUUCCAUCGCAAGAUCCACAAAGGCUGUGUGGUGACAGUGACAGGGCGGCUCACAUUCGUCAGUGACAAGUCUAUGGAAAUUGAAGUGUUGGUAGAUGCUUCCUCACUGAUGGAGGCAAAGAAACAGAAAUAUCGCGCUGUCUCGGCCUUCUUCACCUUCAUCUCCCUGGACAAGGACAACAAGCCUCUGCCUGUCCCUGCUCUUAAGAUUGAAGGAGAGGAGGAGCAGAGACGUUUUGAGGAGGGCAAAGCACGUUACCUCCAGAAUAAAGCAAAGAGACUCGCAAAUAAGGAGCGCCACCAGUGACGCCACUGCUCACCACAGUUAAACAUCUGCAACAACAGUAUAUCAACCUCACACAACACAUACAGUAUGAAGGAGAUAAUACCCUCUCCUGUUCUGUAAUUGUAAGCUGAACCUGUGAUGAUUUUGUUUCCUGUGCUACGCACCAAAGCGUUCAUAUAUGGCUGUAUCUGUAUUUAAAGAUUAAGAGUACAUAUUUUUAUUUUUAUUGAUUUAUGAAGACUAUUCAUGAUGUCUGUGCAAAAUUACAGUCUGACUGUAGAAGUAAGAGUACUAUUUUAUUUUUAGGAAGAUUUGUAAGUAUGAAGACUAUUUAUGAUCGGUGUCAGUGCAAAGUGAUAGUCUGAGCGCAAGGAAUAUGAUGAAUAAGUGAGUGAAUAAUAUUGAAUAAACGAUCCAAGCGUGAGUCUGGGGCUCUGGCCUCGUGUCCUUGCUAGUUUGAUGACGAUGAUGUCAUUGUCUUGGGCAUGCCUUGGCAGAGAGGGCACAUGCUAUCCAUCUUUUUAGCACUGUGUCUUUCACAGAGAAAUCAGCAGAACUCCGGGGCUUUGACUCAACUCUCAUCUCUCCCACGCCUGCCCUUCCCCCUCCCCUGCCCUCCUCUCCUCUUCUGCCUGUCUGUCACACUCUGACUCCAGCAUUUGCUUAUCCUCUCCUGCUUAUCGUCAUGUCCUCGUCCAUCUCCAUUGUCUUGCAAUGUCGUUUUCUUCCUCCUCUCAUUCACUCUAUUUGUCCCUCUGUCUCCCUCAGCAUUCUCCCUGUCUCACUCCCUUUGUCUCCACAUGAGAUGUGAGGACUUAUAGAACUAGAAAGGAAUGUGUCUGUAUUUGAAUCUUUCUCUUUGCAUAUCUCCUGGGUGUGUGCAUGUGUGCACAAAGAAAGAUCAGAAAGAUGAAUCGAGGUCAGCAGCAGCCGGUGAGAAAUCAAUAUCCAUAUGGCUGUAAGGCUGUGAUUAUUAACCUGCCAUAAAAACUCCUGUUCAAAUA